Molecule: messenger RNA, 3008 nt
Organism: Brassica napus (rape)
Lineage: Eukaryota; Viridiplantae; Streptophyta; Magnoliopsida; Brassicales; Brassicaceae
Product: probable serine/threonine-protein kinase At1g09600
Exons: 7
Coding region: 442-2295 (617 amino acids)
Biological process (GO): protein phosphorylation; positive regulation of transcription elongation by RNA polymerase II
Cellular component (GO): cyclin-dependent protein kinase holoenzyme complex; nucleus
Molecular function (GO): cyclin-dependent protein serine/threonine kinase activity; ATP binding; RNA polymerase II CTD heptapeptide repeat kinase activity
Source: RefSeq, a predicted model, not a curated record
AAAAAUAAAGAAACUUUUGUAAAUUAUUAUCUCUAUAAAUUAAUAAAAUUUCAAAAUCUCAAUAUUAUUAAUUUACAGGGAUUUUACUGUAAAUACAUACUUAUUAAUUUAUAGAAGUUUUACGGUAAAUACAUACUUACAAAUAUAAGAUAAAUUGACCCCAUUUUAUCCGGGGACAAAUUAUUGUCGGGCUUUGCAAAUGAAAUGGGCCAAUUGACUGAAACCAAUGAGACCCAGUUACGACCAGAACUUCCGUUUCCAGAAAACUGUUGAGUUGACGAAAAAAGACAUUGAGUGGCACGCACGUUCCACUUUUCUACCACAACAAAGGAUAAGAGUUUUUUUUUAUCGCCGACCAUAUCUCCGGAGUAGUAGACAAGUAGAUAAACUCAAGCUUCUUGCAUUAAUUAGGACCUUAUUGAAUGGUCUUUUAGUUUUGUAAUGGGAUGCAUUUGCGCCACCGCCCGUACUCCAACCGCCGCCGUAGCCAACAACGAGCUCUUAGACUCUAGCAAGUCCACCCUUCAUCUCAUCUCUCAUCCGCCAUCGUCUUCCUCUUCUUUAUCCAAAAAGGAAGGCUCUUUCACACGUCCCAGCUCUGUAUCUUCCAUCACCGUCGUGGCCAAUGGUCAUCCAGUGGUGCGUCGUCCGUCCACGUCAUCUGAUCGAAACGGUAACAAGCCAGUGGUCAUUGUGGGAGCUCCGAGUAGGAACCACUCCAGAAGAGUCACGGCUAUGCCCGCGGUGCAACAGUCAGGGCGUUUGACUCCAGAAUGGCCAUCUUGGCUAGCUUCUGUUGCUGGAGAAGCCAUCAAGGGAUGGGUUCCUCGCUACGCAGACUCAUAUGAGAAGUUAGACAAAAUUGGACAAGGGACUUACAGCAGCGUGUACAAAGCAAGAGACCUGGAAACGGGAAAGGUUGUGGCGAUGAAGAAAGUUCGGUUUGUGAAUAUGGAUCCAGAGAGUGUUAAGUUUAUGGCUAGGGAGAUUCUCAUUCUUCGUAAGCUUGAUCACCCUAACGUCAUGAAGCUUGAAGGUCUUGUCACAUCUAGACUCUCGGGUAGUCUCUACCUUGUCUUUGAGUACAUGGAACAUGACCUCGCAGGUCUAGCCGCAACUCCUGGAAUCAAAUUCUCUGAAACUCAGAUCAAGUGCUAUAUGCAACAACUGUUCCGUGGUCUAGAACAUUGCCACAGACGAGGCAUCCUCCACCGUGACAUCAAGGGAUCGAACCUGUUGAUUAACAACGAAGGUGUUCUGAAGAUUGGUGAUUUCGGUUUGGCGAAUUUUUACCGAGGUGAUGGAGACUUGCAGCUGACCAGCCGCGUUGUAACCUUAUGGUACAGAGCGCCUGAGCUGUUACUCGGUGCUACUGAGUAUGGACCAGCCAUAGACCUAUGGAGCGCAGGCUGCAUUCUCACUGAGCUCUUCGCCGGAAAGCCUAUUAUGCCAGGACGCACAGAAGUUGAGCAGAUGCACAAGAUCUUUAAGCUAUGUGGUUCACCUUCGGAAGAUUACUGGAAGAGAGCAACUCUGCCACUUGCAACAAGCUUUAAACCUAGUCACCCUUACAAGCCUCUUCUUGCGGAAACCUUCAAUCACUUCCCUGCAUCUGCUCUGACCCUCAUCAAAAGGCUACUGGCUAUAGAACCUGAGAGACGUGGCUCAGCUGCUUCUACCUUGAGGAGUGAAUUCUUCACCACGGAGCCGCUCCCUGCUGAUCCAUCAAACUUACCUAGAUACCAACCAAGCAAGGAGCUUGACGCUAUGCUUCGCAACGAAGAAGCAAGAAAACUAAGGGCAGAGGAUAAGAAGAGAAGAAGGGGAGAGACUGUGACAAGAGGACAACCAAAAGAUGUUAAAACUGUUCAGACACCUGAGUUGAUGGCCGCAGGGCAGUCCAAGGUCACGUGCAUAAGCCACAAGUUUAGAACAGACGAGGAAGGUGGAACCGGGUUUAGGAUCGAACCACCUAGAAGAGGGGGAUCUCAGCAGAAUGGCUACGUUCAGGCUUCUUCAGUGGUUCACCCAAGUGUUGCUGAUACUGAAUGGAACAGAGGAGGAAGCAUCAAGAGGCAAACUAAUGCAGAUAUGAAGUCUAGGAUAGUACAGACAGGAAACUUGUCUGGUGGUUCCAAUAGAGAUUACUCAACAGGAAACGCGCCAAUGAAAAACAGAAUCAUUUACUCAGGACCACUGAUGCCUCCUGGUGGGAAUCUUGAAGAAAUGCUAAAAGAGCACGAGAAGCAGAUCCAACAAGCUGUCCGCAAAGCCCGUGUCGAAAAGUAUGGAUAAAAGAAGAACCAAGCAUUAGCAAGGUAGCGGCAGCAGCAGCGUUACACCGAAGAAAUGAUCGGUAAACUAAAAGAGAGAGAGAAAUGAACAGGAAGAAGAAAUUUAAACAACAAUAACACAAGUUUUGAGGAUUCAUCAAGCCAUAGAAACUCAUAAGCGUUUUUGUGCUUGCCCCUUCUCUGCGUGAAGCCAGGGAUUUGAUGCAAUGUAUAGUCAUUUUUGUUUCUUAGGCCAACAAGAUUGACCACACUAUAAAUGUUGUACAGACACGCAAGGUCUAUAUUGAGUUGAGUCAAGCAAACAUGUGUGUUGCAACCUAUGUCCUCAUCACAACCCAACCAGUGUAUUCAUUUUGUAGAACUAUCCAUCUCGGUUAGGUACUAGCUACGAUAUGUUGUGGCUCUUUCAGAGACCCACAACUACUAUCCGAAAUAUACGGUUGGAUAGACCUACAACUAUACAUUAAUGUUGAAAAAUGCACAUUUAGUUUGCAAAUCUCUUAUUUAUUUCUAUUUCUACAAAGUAAAAAAUCAAUUUAUAAAAAUUAAAAAGUAUAAAAUUUAUAAAUUCAAUGCAUAUUUUUUUUGCAAAUUUUCUCAUAACAUAAGAUUUUUAGAAUUUUCUCUGCUAAAACCGAUGGGUCUCAGAGCAUCUCCAAAAGAAACUCUAUUUCGAAGUUUUCAAAACUCUAUAUUUGACGUUUAAAAGUGUUU